UUGCUUGCACAUUCUUGCUUAAUUUCGUCUUUUUUGCUCUCUCUCUCUCUCGCUGUCUCGCCACUUUCCGCCGCACGCCAUUAACCACCACAAAAACAGAACAGAACAGAAAGGCAGGAAAGGAAAAGCAACCGCAACAUACAACAUACAAAAAUCCACAUACCAAUACAUAAAUUACAAAAGGAUUAGUGAAAAAAAACCCGAAAAGAAAAUGUGAAAAAAUAUUUGGAAAAACGGAAGCCUAAAAGGCACAACUCUUUAACGCUUUUUACUGAUUUAUACGUUUUGUAAUUCGAUUAUAAUUUGCAUAAAAAACGGAUAUAUUGAAUAUCGAAAACGGAAAGGACUAUUUGCCAAUCAACAUAAAAAAGUGCUAAAGACAUUUUGUCAAACGAAAACGAAAAAAAUACAAAUAAAAAUGAAAAUAAACCUAAGGACCCAACAAGGAGAGAGAAACGCUUGACAUAAAAAAUAAAAAAAAAUAUUCGCAGUUACGUAGAGGAUUUACAACCGAAAAGCAAAAGGGGGGAGGCGGUCGUAUACAUUCAGCAAAAGGAAAAAUAAAAGCACAGACAGUCUCUCAUACACACACGCACGCACACACACUCACAGCAGUCCUUGAAGCAUCGUUAGGGCCAAAAGCAUCUCAACUUUCAACCCCCAACAUUGGGUGUGACAAGGACAGGGGAGUGAGGGAUGUAGCUGAGGCAAACGAACGAAACGAAAAAAUCGUCAACAAAAAAUAAACAAACGCUGUCUGCACCGUUAUGUAUACGUAUACGUAAUUUUCCGUUAGCCUGCUACAACUCUGCUUGUGCAUGCUCGUUCAUGUCAUCGUAAAAGAGACGUUUGGCAUUUGCGAAUAAGCCUAUUGUCAGUCAAGACAAGAAGUCAAAGAAGAACAACAACAGAAUCCGUCCAUUUAUUAUCAACCAACAAACAACAAAACAAAAAAGGAAAAACGGGGAAUUGUCAGAAUGUUUGGCUCCAAGUUACGCUCCUGGAUGGAGACGCAUAUUGGGCGUACUCGUAAAAAGGGCAACAAACAUAAGCAAGCAGCAGCAGCCGCAGCAUCGGCAGGAGAUUCCAAUAUACAUGGCAAAAAGUCUGGAACUUUACCAGCUACAAGCAGUAAUCUAACCAGUCCAGUUCUCACCAGCAGUGGUAGCCAUAGCAUAGCUAGUCCUGUGCGUAGGCGGGAGGUAUCACCCAUACAAUGUCAUACUCCCAGUCGUUAUGGUUGGCAAUCGCCAACGGAUCAAGAUUCUCAUACCAUUACAUCACCCAAAUCGGAUAAUCUUCUCUAUGCACCGCAUCAUCAUCAUAAUCAUCGCUAUCAACAACAAUUGAGUGUGCCCCUAGGGAAGGAUAAUUAUAAUGGCGACAAAUCUCCCAUACGUGUCAAUUGUUCAUCUUCCUCGAUAUCAUCGCUAUCCUGGUCAACGGGCUCCAAAGAGCCAUCAUCUGCAGCGGGCAGACAAAAUUCUUACAAUUACCCACAACAUCAGCAAUCGCAAUCGCAGCAGCAGCACCAUCAGGAGGAGGAAGUCCAUCAUAUCAAGGCAGAAGAUGAAGUGGAGUACGAGGAAGUUGGUUCUGUGAUUUUUCGUCCCUUGAUGGACUAUCCACGUCCACAGUCGGAGAAUUUGCAAUUGAUCUACGAUGAGGCUGAGGCCAAAGAGAAUAGCAGGAAUAGCAAUUAUGUGCAUUAUGGUCGUCUAUUGCCCUCCAAAUUGGCGCCAGUUCAAUUGGGUGAAUCCGUGGAGAGUCUGCCACCGCCGCCACCACCACCGGCGCCGGCAUUUAGUAAUCAGAAUGCCAUGGCCAAGACAACGUCAUCCAACUGUCGUCUGCGUGGAAAUUCGCGUGGCAUGCCACGUAAUAAUUUCAUGCCCGGACCACCGCGUCCCCAUAGUCUUUCGUCGCCAGAGAGCGCCUAUUCCACUGGUUAUUCCACUGAUGGCACCUCACCCUGUGCGGCCAGCAAUUAUAAUCCUCCCGAGUAUUACAUCAAUAUGCGUACGGGUACACAUUAUUUCCCCAAGAGUGUCAAUUCGUUGGCCAUCGAGGCAAAACGUUAUAAAUUUGGCUUAAAUCGCAUUGAAGAAAUGUCCCCCAUGGAUCCCCUGCCAAAGAGUAAUUUCGCCAACUCCGCCAACGCCAAUGGCAAUUGCUGUCUCCUGGAGCCGUCGCCCCGACAAGGACCAAGACUCUUUGAAUCUCCUUCGCCUAGGCAACGUUGCCGUAUACGUACGAAUCCCUGGUAUAACACAAAUGAGCAGCAACAGCAACAACAUUUGGCAGCAAAUUCGGGAAAUUUGCGAAACUUGGAGUUGGAUGCAACCAGCACCACCUCCUCCAACAUGACAACCACAUCGUCGGGCAUUAAGUCGGGCAAUGAAGUGGAAAUUUCAGCUACUAAGAAAAUGGCAGCGGCUAACAGCGCCAGCGAAAUGCCUGAAGUGGCCGGUGUUGGGGUUGCAGUUGGGGUUGGAGUCACUUAUGAGUCCUCCGAGGGCUCUUCGUCCUCGUCGACUGAAGUGGAAAAUCUGCAUGCUCUCAUGCACACGAUGAAACGACGCCACAUGGAGCAGGGGGAUAUAAUAACCACCACCACAACAACCUCGGCAACGGCUGCUCCAAUUGUAGGAGUAGCACAACUCAGCGAUGAUGAGGCCACUCUCAAUGAAAUGAUUGGCAAAUUUGAUGAGAGUUACAUCUAUGAAAAGGAGACGGAUAUACUUAGCAGCGACUCAGAUCCCACAGAUUGUUGUGCCUCUGAAUUGGAUACUGGCCAGGAUGCUGGUGAUGAAUGCGAUACUGAUGAAUUGCUGGAUAUUGAUUUCAUUGAUACAUCCUCCAUGCAAGAGGUUAUGCUAUUGGAUCAACGUAAUUUGGGCAGUUGUCAUUAUUAUCCCAAUCAGGCGGAACCAAGUCCAUUGGUUCUACGCAGAUCUUCGACAAGAUCGCGACGACGUAAACGUUUCCUCAAGACACGCAAGAAAAGUUGUGAGAAUCGUGAAAGAUUGCCAGAAGUAUCACCUAUGCGGGAACCGCGUGGCACUCGCAGUGUGGGAGGAACUCCAGUUUGUCUGCGACGUCAUCUGAUGGUCAAGGAGAGAAUCUACAAGACUUCACCGCUUUCGAAUCGUUCGAAUUCUUUAAUAUUUGGCAGUAUUAAUGACAAGAACUUUAUGACCAUAGCGGAGAGUGAGAAGGCUUUGCUCAAGGCUGAUCUCGAGGCGGAUAUGAAAUACAAACAGCUCAUAAUGGAGGCAGAAUCUUUGCUAGAGUCCAUGAAGAAUAGUUUGCAGAGCAUACCACGCGACACUCCGGUGGCCAGUCCCAGACGUUUGAAUCCUUUGGCCAAUAAGCGUGUGGAAAUGCUUAAAAAUAGUGAAGUAGAAACCAAAAAACAGGCACCACCUUCUGUCCCUGCUCCUGCCUCACCACAGGAACAUGAAUUGGCAGCGGCUAUAAAUAAGCGCAUAGAGCUCUUGAAAUUGGAAACAUCUAUGAGUGGUCCCUCACCGCCAAAUAGCCCCAAAAUGAAUCGCUGUAGUCCACGUAAAACACAUUUAACAAACUUUAUGAAUCAAAAUAAUCCACCAGAAUUGCCGCCACGUAAGAUCAAUCAAGCUCCACCUCUGUCACCUCAAUUGCAAUUGAAUGGCAGACGUCUGAAGGGCAACGAAGAUGUCGAAGAGAAGUUGGCCAGUCAAUCCAAUAACUUUUAUUGUCCACAUAGUGAGCCAUUGAAACGUAAAGUCUAUAAGGGCAGCUCAUCAUUUGAACGCAUUAAGAAAACUUUCGAUUUGGAAUUGGGUGAUGGCGAGCGUCGCAAGUCAAAGGGUUCACAAUCGAAACUUUUGGCUUCAUCGGUUUCGGUAUCGGCCAAAAGUUCCAUGCAGGAUAUGACUGGCACAGGUGAAGACUGCUCCACCAAAGGAGAAAAUCACAAACAGCAGUUACUACUAAGCACUAUAGUGGAUCUAAAGCGUAGUCUAGAGCAUCAGAGUUAUCAAUUGAAUGGCCUGAAUGUUGAUUAGAAGAGAGAGAACUGAAUAGAACCGGGAAUACAGAAUAUAGAUUAUUCAUACGUAAACAAACAAAAAAUUAAUCCAACUAACUAAAAAUAGUAAUCUAUUUAUAAGUUCAUGAAUACCACAAGAAAUCCCCUCAGACUUGAUACAGAAUUUGAUAAUAACUUACCAAAAAUGUUAUGAAAGACCUAUUUAUAUAUACAUAUAUAUAUUUAAUAGGAUAUUAAGGAUACUCUAUCAAUAGACUGUAGAAUCUAUCUUUGUUUAAAUGUAGUUGAUUGCCAUGUAGAUAAAUGGUA
This is a messenger RNA of Drosophila willistoni, 4342 nucleotides long. RefSeq lists its product as uncharacterized. The coding region runs from base 978 to 4049 and encodes 1023 amino acids. The record is from RefSeq and is a predicted model, not a curated record. The transcript has 8 exons. Lineage: Eukaryota; Metazoa; Arthropoda; Insecta; Diptera; Drosophilidae.